UACACACACACACACGCUGGAGUUGCAGUCCAGUCACAGUCCAGGGAGCUUGUGUGAGCUGUGUGUGUGUGUGUGUGUGUGCUCCUGGUUACUGCCUCAGACUUUUCUGUCAGAUUAUGAGUUUACGUGCCAUCAAUGAAGAGCCAAAACACGACACGUCACUGGGGAACUUUCACCGCGUGUUCACACCUCCUGCAAAGGUCAUUAACCUCUGAGAAAGGACUGAUCCGGUCUGACGUCUACUCUCCAAUAACACUGAACCUUCAUGUAUCGGAUGAGCCUUUUGAUCAAGCAAGGAAAUGGCCAUGGUGUACAGACUCUAUGUAGGAAUUGUGACAGCUCUGGCCUUAUGCAAAUAUUGCCUCGCAGAGAGGAACGCCACCGAGGAGCCUGCCCAUCCAACCGUAGACCACUGUCAUCACCAUGACAACAGAGACAAUUGCACAGAGGAGUGGAGCGGCCAUUUCUCCACAUGUCCAGAGGAAUUCAAGCACUACUGUGUCCACGGAGAGUGUCGUUAUGUUGAAGAACAGAAGACGCCGUCCUGCAGGUGUGCGCCUGGUUACGUCGGCUACAGGUGUCAAUACGUGGACUUGGACUGGCAGAAAGCAGAGAAGCGACAAAUCAUCAUCGCAUGCGUCGUCGUCGGACUCCUUCUCCUCAUUCUUCUAAUUGUCUUCAUCUUCUUUUGUUCACAUCGUAGGUACAGACUGUGUUGGCGGAAAGGAAGACGCAGGGAAGAACCGAGGAACGGGUCAGAGAAGCUCAGCAUGAUGGACACCCGAGCCACGCACACCGUCCCGACACCGGACACGACAGAGCCGCCUCACACUCAUGCCGCAAAUGUGCUGGUGGAGUUACGUCAGGCAGGGGCACACAGGAUUUUGAAGCCCCUCUUCUCUUGACGGGCAGCUGUGUUGGGGACUGCUGCAGAGAAAAGAAGACGCUCCCUCCUGGAUUCAUCACUCACACAAGCCGGAGAUGAGUGAUGCACUGGUUGUGUCCAGGCGAGGACGCUUGUCCCCGGUGUGGUGGAGCUACAGGCACUUGUAGCCUUCCACUUCCACUGCUGGCUGCAUAACUCUAAAUAAACUGUUGCUAUUUUGGAAGAAGUUGUGACUCCAGCUGGCAGCCAGUGAUUACAACUGAUGAUGUUGUUAGUCCGUGUUGGAUAAGACACCGAGAGGAAAAGUGACUGUGUGAAAAUACUACACUCCAUGCUCUCUCUAUACGUUUGAGGGAACUCUUGUAUACAAACCAUUGAAUGUAUGUAUAUAGACAUUAGACUACAAGCAGCUACAGCAUAGGCUACUGCAGUUUAGAGUCGUACUAUUUCUGCUGUGUUCACUACCUUCACUUUAGUGUCAUUUAUAUUGAUAUUUUUAAGCACAAAAUCAACAGCUCUGAUCACAUAAUCGCUCUGUGCACACUCACUCAGAAUGUCGUUACUUGUCAACACUAGCAAUGCAAAAGGGAAACCUCACAUAUUACUAAAGGUUGCAGUCCAGGUUACUCUGAGAGGAGAGAGGACAAGGAGAAGUUGUGUAUCUGUAUAUUUGGAGCCGGGCAGCCUCUCCGAGCUACAGAGGCAGAACAGCUGAGCCUGUGUGUGGAGGCUCGACUGAGGUGAAAGUGCUUCACUGUGUGAGACACUUUCCAUACUGCCAGCGUUUCACUGGCCGUAUCUAUCUCUAUGUACGUUGAUUCUACGUCUAAAUGUAGAAUUGGCACAUUCUUGGAGAUCUUGGAAUGAACACGUCUAUUCUACUUGUCAUUAAUGCAAAUCUUCUCCUCGCAAAGUGUCAGUUACAGUUGCACAGCCCUCGCUGUAUAAGAAAAGAUACUCUUGUGUUUUGCAAGAGAUGUUUCUCAACCAGGCCUCGCUCUGUUAACCGUGUCACAGUCUACUCCAGUUUCCUCUUUUUCACUCCUCGACAGUCUCCCAUGCCUCUUGAAUAUUCCAGUAGUUGUAACUCUCUAUGCAGGUCAUCGGUUUCGAAUGUUCAAAGCUGCCCGCCAUGCAAACGAGCAGCCAAGGAAUGUGCAGAUUAAGUCCAGGUGAUUGUACUUUGGUUGCGGUUUUAUUAUGCUGUAGUGUUGCCAUGGUGCUGGUGUCUAACCAGAGGGAGACAGACACUGUGUGAACAUUACACGAUACGGUCCUGUGACAUAAUGUGACUUAAUCUUGCAGGCGCACAGUAGUUAGUUAUCGUUUGUCCCGGGUUCGUCACUGAUACCAACAAUGUUUUAAUUUGAGCUCUUUUCGGACGUUCACGCCCCCUGAGAAACUGGGUUACUCUAGGCCGACGUGCGACAGGAAGAUGGUAAUGUUUGAUAAGAUUAAAACAACACGAUAGUAAAGUUUACAGUGCACACGCUGCGUGGUGCAUUUUGUUAUGGAUGUGUCUCAACUGCCGCCUUUGUUGUUUAUGCAUUGUCCACAUGAUAGAAAAACAGCAACAAAAACAACUAAAAGACAUAUCACGGCUCAAAACAACACAAGGGGAAACAAAUCCACAAGGACAACUCUUAGUUUCAUAAUUCAUCCGUUUGGUGUCAACAACCUGUCAUCUGGAUGUGAAAACACCUGCUCACAGCAUGAAUACAAACACAGGAUUAAAUGGAAUAGUGGGCAAAUUGUUACCUUUGGACAGAGCCAGGCUGUGUAACUUUGUUUUCAGUCUCCGUGCUCAGAUAAGCAAACCUGAUGACUUCUGCUUCCUUCUGAAAGGAAGGAAGCAUUUUUUCUCUUAAAGUCACCUUAGUUGUGGCUCCUUCAGGCCUCAAAAACUCUCUCCACAAAUGUCUUUGGGCACAGUCUGAUAGAAAUGGGUAAUAUAAGAAGGACCCAGUUGUUUUGAAACAUGCCCGCCCUUAAUUAACUGCAGUUUGGCCCUUUUCACAGUGAAACAGAGGCGAUUAAUUUCAGGGUCUAUCCAGAGGCGAAAAUGAAGUUUAACUGGGGAAAUUAGUUUUACAGCAAUGGGCCAAGAAGUGACACAGCAUGUUUUUGUAUUUUUGUAUUUUGUAUUCAGCAAGGACAUCUUACAUACUCUCUCUGUCUCUCUCUCUCUCUCUCAUCUACGACUGAGGAGGAUCUCUGAGUUAAUUUCAGUUGGUCCGUGUGGGCCGGCUGUCAUCAAAACAUUGACAGCAGUGGAAUGUCAGAGUUUCUAUAUGAGGGUGUGUCCGCCGGACUUGGAAAUAUGAGGCUGAUAAGACGGAACGAUACCAGCCAGACGCUUGUGCUCGAGCUGUUUGAUUUGGACGCAGUAAAAAUGUCUUUCAUAAAAAAAAAAAAAAAAAAUGGACUGUUGUUUUGUUGUGGUGGAUAUUAGACCGGG
Messenger RNA from Solea solea (common sole), 3344 nucleotides. It is a transcript of the gene btc, whose product is annotated as betacellulin, epidermal growth factor family member. The transcript is spliced from 6 exons. Gene Ontology annotation, biological process: epidermal growth factor receptor signaling pathway; positive regulation of mitotic nuclear division; positive regulation of cell population proliferation. Bases 300 to 905 code for a protein of 201 amino acids. The record is from RefSeq and is a predicted model, not a curated record. Lineage: Eukaryota; Metazoa; Chordata; Actinopteri; Pleuronectiformes; Soleidae.